This is a messenger RNA of Anthonomus grandis grandis, 2924 nucleotides long. It is a transcript of the gene dpa, whose product is annotated as DNA replication licensing factor MCM4. Gene Ontology annotation, cellular component: nucleus; MCM complex. Gene Ontology annotation, biological process: DNA replication; double-strand break repair via break-induced replication; mitotic DNA replication initiation. Gene Ontology annotation, molecular function: single-stranded DNA helicase activity; single-stranded DNA binding; ATP binding. The record is from RefSeq and is a predicted model, not a curated record. Bases 138 to 2834 code for a protein of 898 amino acids. NCBI's taxonomy places the organism in Eukaryota, Metazoa, Arthropoda, Insecta, Coleoptera, Curculionidae. The transcript is spliced from 13 exons.
CCCGCGUUUUCCCAACUAGUUUGUUUGAUAACUUGUUUUAUGUUUCUGUUUUAUUUUACAUCAUUUUGUUGUUUUUUACGAUAAUUAUAACCUUUUAGUUUAUAAACUCGAAGUAAUAAACCUUAAAAAACCCAAUAAUGCCAUCUCCAAGAUCUGAAGGGAGGCAGACUCCCCGUCCUGAAGGCUCGAGGACUCCCAGAAGAGCUCCUCCAGGUACACCCGGUACUGACGGUUCACGUACUCCAAGGGCAGAAGGUGCUAGAACACCGCGCCAUGCUAGCCAAACUCCUACCCCAGAUGAAAUACCAGAAACCCCAUCAAAAACUCCUAAAACCACCCCAUCUAAAAGUAUUGACACUCCAUUGAAACUUGGCUCUAAACAUGGAUAUCAAGAUGUUCCAUCUUCUCCAGCACACAGUCUGGCUCCGACUAGCCCUGGAACAGGUUUGGCUAUGAGCGAGAUAGAUCUUAGUUCACCAUUAAAUUAUGGUACACCAAGCUCAUUGGGCUCAAUUAGAACACCCAGAUCUGGUAUCAGGGGAACCCCUAUUAGAAUGAGACCUGAUGUCAGGAGUGAUAAGAGGAUCAGGCAAGUCAAUGUGGGGACUGAAGCCGGAGAUGGAGCUUUGGAAUCGAUUCCUGAAGGUAAUGAAACCAGCACAGCAACUCCACACCUGGUCAUUUGGGGCACCAACGUAUCAGUUGCCGAAUGCAAAGAAAAGUUCAAACAGUUUAUUUUGAGGUUUAUUGAUACAAACGCCGCCGAAGAUGAAAUUACUGAAGAUAUGAACUUGAACGAGCCCUUGUAUUUACAAAAACUGGAUGAGAUUCAUACCUUAGAAGAGCCUUUUCUUAACGUAAACUGCUCCCAUAUUGAAACUUUUGAUGCCAAUUUAUACAGACAGUUAAUUUGUUAUCCGCAAGAAGUUAUUCCCACUUUCGAUAUGACUGUCAAUGAAAUGUUUUAUGAAAAAUAUCCUGCUGCUGUUUUGGAGCAUCAAAUACAAGUGAGGCCCUUUAAUGCUGAUAAAACUAGGAAUAUGAGGGCUCUGAACCCUGAAGAUAUUGACCAACUGAUCACAAUUUGCGGCAUGGUGAUCAGAACAACAAACAUAAUGCCAGAAAUGAGAGAAGCUUUCUUCCAAUGUAUCGUUUGUCGCUUCACAACUACUGCGGAGAUCGAUAGAGGACGCAUUACGGAACCGACAUUGUGCACGAGCUGUAAUACGAAUCAUUGCUUUGUUUUGGUGCAUAAUCGUUCCCAGUUCACUGAUAAGCAAAUGAUUAAGUUGCAGGAGUCACCAGAGGAUAUGCCUGCCGGUCAGACACCUCACACGGUGGUCCUGUUUUCUCACAACGAUUUAGUAGAUGCAGUGCAACCGGGAGAUCGCGUCACUGUUACCGGAAUUUACAGGGCGCAGCCCUUACAGGUCAAUCCCAAGCAAAGAAACUUAAAAUCCGUGUACAAGACCCACAUCGACGUGUUGCAUUUUAGAAAAAUCGACCAGAAACGCUUAUACGAAGAAGAAGACGGCAAGGAUCAUCGUUUUCCACCUGAGCGUAUUGAGCUCCUGAAUGUCUUAGCGCAGAAGCCCGAUAUUUACGACCGGCUGGCCAGGGCGAUCGCGCCUUCUAUAUAUGAAAACGAGGACGUCAAAAAAGGGAUUCUGUUGCAACUUUUUGGGGGUACCAAAAAAACUUUUACUACCUCCGGCAGGACUAAUUUUAGGAGCGAAGUUAAUAUUUUACUGUGUGGAGAUCCUGGUACUUCAAAAUCCCAACUACUUCAAUACGUGUACAAUUUGGUACCGCGCAGUCAGUACACAUCUGGUAAAGGUUCCUCGGCGGUCGGUCUUACCGCUUACGUCACAAAAGAUCCGGAAACUCGUCAAUUAGUACUUCAGACCGGCGCUUUGGUGUUGGCCGACAAUGGUAUUUGUUGCAUCGACGAGUUCGAUAAGAUGAACGAUUCUACCCGGAGUGUUUUACAUGAGGUUAUGGAACAACAAACGCUCAGUAUCGCAAAAGCCGGUAUAAUCUGUCAACUGAACGCGCGCACAUCAAUUUUGGCCGCCGCAAACCCGAGCGAAUCCCAAUGGAACAACAACAAAACGAUUAUCGAGAACGUUUUGCUUCCUCACACUUUACUAUCGAGAUUCGAUCUAAUUUUCCUCAUUUUGGAUCCGCAAAAUGAACUUUUCGACCGUCGCCUGGCCAAACAUUUGGUCUCGCUGUAUUAUAUGAGCAGGGAGGAGGAAGACGAUGAAAUUCUGAACAUGUCUAUUCUAAGAGAUUACAUCUCUUAUGCAAAAGAACACAUUAGUCCCAAGUUAAGCGAGGAAGCGUCGCAACGCCUCAUCCAGGCUUAUGUGGAUAUGAGGAAAGUGGGGUCCGGAAGAGGUCAAAUAUCGGCCUAUCCAAGGCAACUGGAAUCAUUGAUAAGGCUUUCGGAAGCUCACGCGAAAGUCAGAUUUAGCCAGAAAGUGGAGGUGGAGGACGUAGAGGAAGCUUGGAGACUGCACAGAGAAGCCCUUAAACAGUCGGCAACCGAUCCACUGUCUGGUAAAAUCGACGUGGGAAUUUUAACGACCGGCCUGAGCAGCACGGCGCGAAAGAAGAGGGUUGAAAUGGCCCAGGCAGUCAAAAAGUUGAUAGACGACAAAGGAAAAGUACCGACGAUCAAUUAUCAAAAACUGUUCGAGGAACUGAAGGCUUCUUCACAAAUGAUGGUUACGAGAGAACAGUUCGAGGACGCCCUAAAAGAUUUGCAAGAUGACGGACUUAUAGUCGUCAUGGGAAAGACUUCUAUUCGGAUUUGCACCCAUAGGGACUAGUUAUAAGUUAUGUUUUUUUUAAAUUGUAAUAUGAGCUGUUAAUUUAAUGUUUUAAUGCCUCUUUAAUAAAAACCACUUUUUAUAAUGCUA